Anopheles marshallii is the source of this 3321-nucleotide messenger RNA. RefSeq lists its product as uncharacterized. Lineage: Eukaryota; Metazoa; Arthropoda; Insecta; Diptera; Culicidae. Bases 1 to 3321 code for a protein of 1106 amino acids. The record is from RefSeq and is a predicted model, not a curated record. Gene Ontology annotation, biological process: protein ubiquitination. The transcript has 5 exons. Gene Ontology annotation, cellular component: Cul4-RING E3 ubiquitin ligase complex.
AUGGAUCCAAACCGAUCACCCUUUGACGAGGAAGUGGAUCGGAUUAGCCAAAUGCAACGACUGCGCUCGUUGGACGGACAUCGGUUCUUUACCCGGUCCAACAGCAGCAACGGUACGCAGAAUGUUCUGCUGAAGGUGCUGAACCGGGAGCAUUCGGGCUACCUCUCCACGGGGUUAAACAAACGUUCCCAUCAGCUACCAUUCCAGGAGGUGCCGGAACAGUUACAGUUCUGCCUGAAAAGUAUCGUACCGUACUGUUUUUUGAGUGGGCAUAUCUUCAUGGGCUUGACCAGCUGUGGACAGUUUUUGCUCAGCUACAAACUAUCGUAUGACUAUGAUGAAGCGUUCGCGAAUGAUUUCUGCUCCAUCCACAAAUAUGAGCUUUACUUUUGGAUUUACAGGCCGCAUGUGUUGUUGAGUAAAUAUUUUCACGUUUGCCUUUUUGACGACCACGGAGUGGGCGAAAUUAAGUCCGUAUCGAUAACGCAAUGGAAGACGGACAGCCAACUGCUGAUCGUGCACGGUGGUAAUUUGAACGAAGAUUCGGAAUCCUACGUGACGAUGGUGCGCGUACCGAAGCUGGGCUGUCUCGACUGCAAGCAGGUACGCGAUGCGCACGAAGGUGACGAACAGCGUCAGGAUAUUCUGUGCAUUGGCUGUAACAUGACGAUCCACAUGAAGUACCGUGGUACCGACUCAGGUCCACGGUUUAAUCCGAACUUCAAUCUCAACUGUCCUGGAUACGUGAUUAUGAGCGAGAAUAGCAUCAUUCACACCAUCAACGUGAAGCUGGACUCAAGCCGAAGCCAUGAGUGUGUGGACCAGUCGGCCACAUUGAGCUCCAAGUAUCUGGGACAUGUCAACUCGCAGAAGGAUGCGCUGGUAGACGAGUGUAAAAAGAUGGCGCCCUGCACUGCGACGGCCGUUCCGAAGCAACACGAAAGCAACGGUUUGACGAAGAAGAGUGAACUUGAGACGUCGGCAAAAGUCUGUGAAGGGCCGGCCACUGCUACUACGCUGCUCAAUCCGGAACUGAGCAUUGCGGAACAAAUCAUUGCGGAUUUUGCAGAAUACGAGACUGAUAUGUACGAAACGAAGUGUUCCAUUCGAAGCUAUCCGGAUAACUUUGACGAGCUCAUCAUUACCUCGCCUAUUGCUUCCGCGGCGCUGCAUGAAUCAACCACCGAACCGGCCAUGGCGCAAGUGCGACUGAUGAACCAUCGUAACAACACAAACAUAGAGCUAAGACUUGAUGGCGCAUCCUCCGAAGGUGGUGGUGGUGCGUCGUGUUCGGCGUCGUCCGUUGCUAUGGCGGGUCCGUCGGCGAAACCGGUAUCGAUCGUUCCACCACCGCGCAAAUCCUUCGUGACUCGCGUCGAUCUGCAAUGUGGCGGUAGUUCGCCCUCUGUACCCAUGUGUGAUAUGUCAUUUACGGCUAGUUCCUCAACCACUGCGCUGGCACCGUCGAUAUCGCGGUCGCCACUGCGACGACGAUUCGAUCUGUCCGACUCGUCCUAUGUUCCUAACGCGCAAAUUGCUCACCAACAGCCAAAGCUGCCCUUACAGCAAUGCGUUGUAAACGGUGCCAAUGGUGCAAACUUCCAAGUCACUUCCGAAGCGUCCGGCCUCGAACCGGAUGCAGAUUCUGCCGCGAAAGCCUACGAAUUCUCAGAGGAUAACGAGCGUUGCGAAAAGAUAAGCGCCUUUCGCAAACGACGUCUGGCCGACAAAAAGUAUGAAUUUUCCGAGGAACCAACCAGCGAGGAAAACAUCGAACCGUUCAACCGGUUGCGAAACCAAAUCCGGGCUCGCGUUACAGCGCCCGGUUAUAGUGCGUCACAUUAUCAUGCUAGCUAUGCGGAUCUAAUCUCAACUACUCAUCAUCUGCAUCGAGCCUCGCCAAAUCAUGGGUUCCGGUCACCGUGUGGUUCGCCGGUUGGGAACAGAUAUCUUCGCUCACCACCUGGUAUUCGUUCCCCUUCGUACUAUCGACAUCGCUCUCCGUCAUCUCAAGGGCAGCCCGGUUGUGGUUCGGUAGUGCUGGUUGCUGGUGGCACUGGUGGUGGAAUUGCGCCGGGUGCCUCCGCAGCAGCAGCAGCAGCAGCAGCGGUCGGUGGUCCGAUGAAACAGAUGAAACGCAAUGUUCCGAUCGAUCCGCGCGACUACAUACAGAUACUGUCACCCGGCAAUGGCAUUCCAGCAGGUUCGAGCGGCGAGACGGGCAUUCCAGACAUUCCGAAGUUUUUCAUGGAUGCGGUCCAGAAGAUUAGUGCAAAAAGGAUGGCAAACGAGCUGCUGCUGUUGGACGAGUCAAACAACGAAAAUAACAUCAAUGGUGAUAAUCAGCUACCGACCAAGCGAUCCGGCAGCGUCGAGGCAUCGUCCGGAUCAUCGAAAACGGCAACAGAGAUGCCGACCUGUACGAAAAGGAUAGUCAAAAUUUACGUCGAGGAGGAUGAUGCCAAUUCCGUGGUAACGAUGGAGGAUGAUGACUGCAUUUCGCCCGGAUAUCAUGCCUCACUGCCAAUGGAGGUGCACGGUUCCUGUUACUCGAAGAUGCAAAUCAUUUCAAAGGCCUCGUUCGAAAAGCUCAAUUGUCCGGCAGUAGUCGUUACGCAAAACUCGUUCGACAUGGAAGUGUUUUCGUUCCACGUGGCCAACUAUAUCUGCGCACAGGAAAGCAAAAAGUAUGGAAUCCUGUUGGAUUCGGCGUACGAACUAACGCACGUAUGUCCUCUAACGGAAACGAUAACCUGCACAACGGUGCUGCAGUUUACGGCAAAUGAUAUUGGCAACAGUAAACCGAAACCGUGCCAGAACUGUUCCGCCACCAUCGACUGCCAAACGCAUCGGAAGAUCUACCAGUGUCGUUCACUGUUCACCUGGUGUAUUACAACGGGCGAAUGGAUGAUACUGGACUACGGGCAUUUAACGUCCGGUCCGUACUUGGAGGUGAAGAAGCUGGCCUCCAACUACAAUUACUUGCUGAAAAAGUUGCGCUCGUUCACGACGAAGUUGUUUACGGGUGAAGGGCAAACCGAAGUCAACCGUACGUACGAGUACCUGCAUCAUCUGCGAGUGCUUGAUUCGGAUACGAAGAAGGCGAAACGCCGCCUAACCGAUCUCGAUAACAUGAUUGAGCUGUAUCUGAGGCGUCCGCGCAGGGGCGAUGAUUACAGCGGCACGGAUUCCGAUAGCUACGGUGAGGAGGAAGACGACGAGGAAGAGGAAGAAGAGGAGGAAGAAGAAGAGGAGGAAGAGGAAGAAGAAGAGGACGAAGAGGAUGCGGAAAAUGUGGACAGUUCCUCUGAUGACUGGUAG